GGUCUGCAGUUGCCACCGAGUUGAUUUUAAGUAGCUGUUCACCACCAGCAAGCCAAGAGACAAACCAGCGAAGCAGCCAUGGACAACAAGAUCACGUUCUCCCUCCUGCUGCUAACUCUCACAGGCAUCUCUCAUGAGUCACUUCUGGGCGGAGAGUUGUGGUGUCAGUGUCUCCAGACUGUCCCGGGCUUGGUGUCACCGAAGCUCUUGGUUCAUGUGGAAAUCAUCCCCAAAGGCCCACAGUGCAGCACCAUGGAAGUCAUUGCGACACUGAAGACGAGCCAGCAAAUCUGUUUGGAUCCCCAGGCCAAAUGGGUGAAGAUGAUCAUUAACAGGAUUUUACGCAGCUCAUCCGGCAGGCCGCGCAAAUAGGAAAAGCAGAGAUAAUGCCUAUAACCCCAUGCGGAAUUCUCAGCCCUGAGGUAGCUCCAAGGGCCAGGCUGUUCAUCGUUUGUUUUACUCUUUCUUUCUCUGUCUGCACUGACGCUGCCUAUAUACAGACUGUUAGUUUGAGAAAGGAAGCUGCCGGAGUAAAUAUACCGUCGUGCUACCAGGAGACCUGAGUUUUAUGGCAUGAUCGUGCUGCGCGCUUUACUGUGGAGGCGUUUGGGGCUGAAUCCUGGGCUCAGUUCUGUCAACAGGAAACAGUCUCAUUGAUUUCAAAGGGUCAAGGAUUUGGCUCUGAUUGAAUUGGCCUUUACAGCAAUGUCAUCUGCGAGUCUCUCGUUGAAACGCUGGGCAGUGUCACAUUUAUUCGUGCAAGAGGGCUGUGAUAAUCACAGAAAAAAGAAUGAAGCAAAAGUAUACGUCGGAGUGUCCCAGAAUGCAAAAAAGAGUUUGUGUCUAUUGAUACAAUACCGUUAGUAGUAAGAAGCAAUGUCAUUGAUGAUUGUGAAAUAAUUGCACUAUUUAGAAUGUCCUCAGUAUUUUAAACGCUGAACUCUUGAUUUUA
Molecule: messenger RNA, 952 nt
Organism: Mauremys mutica (yellowpond turtle)
Lineage: Eukaryota; Metazoa; Chordata; Testudines; Geoemydidae
Product: alveolar macrophage chemotactic factor-like
Exons: 4
Coding region: 79-372 (97 amino acids)
Biological process (GO): cellular response to lipopolysaccharide; chemokine-mediated signaling pathway; inflammatory response
Cellular component (GO): extracellular region
Molecular function (GO): CXCR chemokine receptor binding; chemokine activity
Source: RefSeq, a predicted model, not a curated record